This is a messenger RNA of Centruroides sculpturatus (bark scorpion), 1014 nucleotides long. RefSeq lists its product as uncharacterized. The record is from RefSeq and is a predicted model, not a curated record. Bases 107 to 934 code for a protein of 275 amino acids. Lineage: Eukaryota; Metazoa; Arthropoda; Arachnida; Scorpiones; Buthidae. The transcript is spliced from 5 exons.
CUGUUUAAUUAUAUAGAUAGAUCAAUGACUCUUCGAGUCCCUUAUAUAAGUAAAGAAAAAGUCAGAAGCUAUCAUAUUUCUCUACGGAUCGGUUCAUAACAGAAAAAUGGAAGCUGUGCCCGAAGAAUACGAAAAGUUUCGUCCCAGGAUAUUCCCUCAAUACAUAAAAGAUACGAUCGAUCGACAUUUCCCAUUGAUGGAUUGGACAGAUGAUGACGUGAUAUUAGACAUAGGCUGUGGGCAAGGUAAAUCCACAAAGCAGAUUCUCCUGCCGAAAUGCCCGAAAAUUAAAAAGAUUGUAGCCAUAGAUAUCGUGCCGAAUCUUCUAAACUACGCUCGUAGCAAUUACCACGAUGAUAAAAUCGAAUACAAGGAGCAGAACAUCGUGGACAGAAUCGAAACGGAGGAUAUUGCAAAAUACGAUAAGAUAUUUUCAUCUUACGCACUAAAUUAUAUCGGCGAUUAUAAUAAGUUAUUCGGUAACAUCUCUCAAGUUUUGAAACCCGGUGGUUAUUUCUGUAUCUUAAUAGCUGCCAAAGCUCCGGUUUACUCGACUCUAAGAGAUUUGGCCAAACAUAGAGAUUGGAGGCUUUACAUAAAGCCGGAAGAAGUGUUAGCAACAAUUCCUCCGACCCACGAUUGGGAAGAUGUGGGAAAUGACUUCAGGCAAUUUGUAUCCAAGUUCGGAUUGAAUGCAAUUGAAAGUAAUUACGAAAUUGUCGAUGUUCCUUUCACUUGUAGAGAACACUUCAUGAGGAUGAUGGAAGUGGUAUGUCCGAAACAACUAUUCGAAGGAUUGUCACCCGAAGUAAGAAAGAGACUCUGGACACAAAGUGAGAACCACUUCUUUAAAUACGGAGUCAGAGAAACUGAAGAUGAAGUAAUUUGGCCCGUGGGACUUUUAGCUGCUUGUGGCCAAAAACGUUAUUCAUAAAUUACUUUUAAAAAUUCAAUAUAAUUGUAACCGAUUUAUUCGUUGUACUCGGGACGUAAAUUAAUUAAAUCUCGAAUGUA